GCAGAUCUACCUAACCCAUCCCUUCCCCUGCAGCGGAUCUGAUCUGAUCUGUACGUUGCUGUACGCUACGGUACGAUCCGAGCCUCCCUACACAACGCCCUUUAAACCACCACAAACCUACCACCACAUCAACAACAAACCAUGGCCGACAAAGGCGACCAUCCCCCGGCAUACGCCCCCCCUCCCCAGGCGCCCGAAGCCGCGUACCAGCAACAAGGCCCCUACGGCGCCCCUCCGCAGCAGCCCUAUAACUACUACCAGCAGCAGCCGGGCAUGAACUACGGCCAGCCCCAGCCUCAGGGCGGCUACCCGCCCGCCGGCCCGUACCCGCCGCCGCAGCAGCAGGGAUACUACGGCCAGCCCGGCUACCCACCGCCCCAGGGCCAGUACCAGAACCAGCAGCGCGAUUCGAACGACGGCUGCUUGGGCAUGCUGCUGGGCGCGCUCGCCUGCUGCUGCUGUUUGGACUGCCUGUUCUAAGGGAGAAGGGAAGAAGAGAAGAAGAGAGAAAGAGAGUAAACCCUUUCGUCUCAGCCUUACGAAAGUCUAGACGUCGACGGAAAGAGAGUGGAUGAAAUCGGUCGUUGGGGAGAGAGAGGAACGACUACCUAGGUACCUGAUCCAGACCUAAUGAGGAGGUAAUAAUAACCGUCUGGCGGUUCGACUAACUAUACCAUUUCACCGUUCCCAACUUUUUUUACCGGACGACGACGACAACGACGACG
Messenger RNA from Daldinia caldariorum, 725 nucleotides. RefSeq lists its product as uncharacterized. The transcript has a single exon. The coding region runs from base 142 to 480 and encodes 112 amino acids. NCBI's taxonomy places the organism in Eukaryota, Fungi, Ascomycota, Sordariomycetes, Xylariales, Hypoxylaceae. The record is from RefSeq and is a predicted model, not a curated record.